Gastrolobium bilobum is the source of this 837-nucleotide messenger RNA. Its product is annotated as auxin-induced protein X10A-like. The coding region runs from base 75 to 533 and encodes 152 amino acids. The record is from RefSeq and is a predicted model, not a curated record. Lineage: Eukaryota; Viridiplantae; Streptophyta; Magnoliopsida; Fabales; Fabaceae. Gene Ontology annotation, biological process: response to auxin. The transcript has a single exon.
GCUCUCUGCACUGGAAACACCACAAUCUUUUCUGUUCCUCUCUGUGGUUCCUGCCUUUUGUUGUGUUGUGUCCAAUGGCAGGUGCGAUGAAGAAUGUCGAUAAGAUUCGCCAAAUCGUGCGUCUCAAGCAGAUACUGAUACGGUGGAAGCAUAUGAGCCUCCGCCGUCGCUCCUCCGAACCCAAGCCAUGUGCCACCACAACUCGACGACCACCCUCUGGAUUCGUCUUUGUCUAUGUUGGACCAGAACGCAAGCGUUUUUCAAUUCCUGCGCGGUUCCUUAACCUCCCUAUAUUCGCGGGUCUCCUCGAGGAAACCGAGGAGGAGUUUGGCCUCCGAGGUAACUGUGGUUUGGUUCUGCCUUGCCAAGUUCCUUUCUUCACAGACAUCGUCAAGCAUCUCCAGAAAGAUGAGCAUAAGUACGGAAAUUUUUCUCUCCAAGAGUUCGUGAAUAUGAUUUCUGAUUUGGGUUCUGAUUCUUGCAAGGAAAACGUCAUUGCUUUUGCUCCUCUGUUGCAGAAAGCAAAGGUUUAAGAUUUGCCAGUUUUCAUUUGGGGAAACUUAGAAUCUGGAUUUGUAAAUAUUUGGGGAAACUUAGAAGAAUCUGGAUUUGUAAAUGAAGACAGGAAUUUGUUUUUUUCUUUUUCUUUUUAUAUUGGGUUUUUGGUUCUAAACAUCCUUGAAACCAUUUCCCUAUAAAUUUCAGUGGGUGGGUUUCAAUGAGAUGUGGUUGAACUUGGCCUUUGGUAGAUUGGGUUAUUUUCACUAUUUCUUAUAAUUGAUGCCCAAUAUUUUUCUGUUAAUGACAAUGAUCAAAUUUUAAUGAUCAAUGAGAGAU